Molecule: messenger RNA, 957 nt
Organism: Etheostoma cragini (Arkansas darter)
Lineage: Eukaryota; Metazoa; Chordata; Actinopteri; Perciformes; Percidae
Product: lamin-B1-like
Exons: 10
Coding region: 1-957 (318 amino acids)
Source: RefSeq, a predicted model, not a curated record
AUGAAGGAGGACAUACAGGCUAAGAUCAAGGAGUCUAAAUGCAAUACAUUUCCCAAGCUGACACAGAGCCGAAUAGAGCAGCAGAAGAAAGAUGGAGCUGAGGAACAAGACCUGACACAGCUGGAAGACAAAAACAAGGAGAAAGGACAAGACCAUGAAAGUUCCCAGAGUACGUCCCAGGAUUACGGCUUUACCAGCCCAACCAGUCAGGACUGGGACAUGGGACGCAUCACUGUGGAUGAGGUCGACCUGAAGGGAACAUAUGUCCGUCUCAGCAACAAGUCCAAUCAGGACCAGCCACUGGGAGACUGGGAAUUACAUGUACACGUCAACAACAGAAAACCUAUCAAAUACCAAUUCAAGAAAACAUCUAAACUCGAGGCUGGAAAGACUGUCACUAUCUGGGCUCGAGAGAGCGGUGUAAAGCCUGACAACGCCAACCUGAUGUGGUCUACCAAAACAUCCUGGGGCACCAGAGAACAACUGCUGGUCUACCUCUACAGCAAAACUGGAGAGCUAGAGGCAAGCAAAGUGAUUCAGCUUGGGGACUCUCCGAACCAGCAGGAGAUUGACACCUGUGUGACCAGUCAGGACUCAGACAAAGGACACAUCAUGGUGGAUGAGGUCGACCCGGAGGGCAAAUAUGUCCGUCUCUGCAACAAGUCCAAAACGGAUCAGCAAAUAAAAAACUGGGAAUUAUAUUUACAUGUGAACAACAAAAAACCGAUCAUUUACACAUUUCGGAACUCAUUGAAACUCAAGGCUGGAGAGACUGUCAAGAUCUGGGCUUCAGGUUGUGGUGUCAAUCACAAUCCCCCCACAGACCUGUUGUGGAGGAACCAGAACCCCUGGGGCACUGGAGAACAUCUGCUGGUCUCUCUCUACAGCUGCAAUGGAGAGCUGGAGGCAAACAAAAGUCUUGAACCUGAGAAGUCCCAGGAGCGUGGCAUCAACUAA